CGAACUCUCUAAAGGGGGCGUGGCUUCCAAGAGAGACGGAAAUGUGGCUACCUCUAGCAAGAUGGCCGCGCCCUGCUUGGUAGUAGGUGUUGCACAGGGAAAGAGAUUAGAGUCCCCCGCAACUUGGACUUCCGGCGAUAACUUGGGAAGCCACUAUUAGCCCCAAUUCUCUAUGGCUUUAGCUAAAUAAGGGGCCCAAAGUGAGAUCUCUCUAUCCUUUGGCACCUCUAUGGUGGAAGCCGGCUACAUUUUGCAUCGGGAGAUUAAGGGGAACAUCCUGUGCAUUUUAUCCCGUUAAAGGCUGUUGCGUCGCUUUGGAUUGCUUGCAGCAUGGUGGAAAAGAAAGUAUCAGCACGGUCCCAGGAUCCCAGCCAGCGACGCAUCUUGGAUCGGGCCACCCGGCAGCGGCGUCUGAACCGCCAGCUGGAGGCCUUGGAGAAUGACAACUUCCAGGAUGACCCUCACGCUAACAUGCCCCAGCUGGUGAAGCGGCUGCCGCAGUUUGAUGAUGACGCCGAAACGGGGAAGAAAAAGAAGAAAACCCGCGGGGAUCAUUUCAAGUUGCGUUUCCGCAAGAACUUCCAGGCUUUGCUGGAAGAACAGAACCUCAACACGAGCGAAGGGCCCAACUAUCUCACAGCCUGCGCGCCUCCUUCUAACUUGCCCCAGCGUCACUUCUGCACUGUCUGUGGCUUCCCCUCAAACUAUACUUGUGUGUCCUGCGGGGCCCGUUACUGCUGCGUGAAGUGUUUGGGAACACAUCAAGAGACUCGGUGUCUGAAGUGGACAGUUUGACCUGCGUCCUGAGGAACUGCCGUUUGCUGGCCUGUAUGUGGGAUUUGUUUGAGGGCUACCUUUUGCUGGUGGAUCUGUUCAGCCAUCGGGGCACCUCACUUUAUCCUAUUGUUACUGAAGUGUGGUAGACUGGGUGCUGAGUGCUGAGUCUUCCACUAGUGUCUAAGUAAUAAAAACAAGGUGUUUAUCGACUUUUGUCUGUGGAACUUUGCUCAUUCCUUCACCGGUCAUCUAGAGCGGUUUGUUUUGCUGGUGAUGUUCAUUUGCUCUUUUCUUAAAGCUGAAAAGUCACAGUUAAUGUCGAUUUGGUGCAUUAGAGCCUGGCCCAAAGGUUGUCUUGUUAUGGAAGCAACGUGAACAAUCCACAGGAAUACACAGUGUGUCAAACAGGAAAACAAAAACUACUGUGCACUAGAAUUUGGAAAAUAAACUUAUUUACAAUUUUGAAA
This is a messenger RNA of Heteronotia binoei (common prickly gecko), 1244 nucleotides long. RefSeq names its product zinc finger HIT-type containing 1 (gene ZNHIT1). NCBI's taxonomy places the organism in Eukaryota, Metazoa, Chordata, Lepidosauria, Squamata, Gekkonidae. Gene Ontology annotation, cellular component: Swr1 complex. The transcript has 5 exons. Gene Ontology annotation, molecular function: nucleosome binding. Gene Ontology annotation, biological process: chromatin remodeling. The record is from RefSeq and is a predicted model, not a curated record. Bases 331 to 795 code for a protein of 154 amino acids.